AUGGCGGACCAACGAGUUGAGGCUACAGCAGCGGUGGAGGCCGCGACGCUGAGCCCAAAGGCUGCAGAGCAGCCCAGUACUCCUGCGUUCUCAUACGCUGCAGCUGCAGCAGCCCCAGCAGCUCCGGAACCCUCUAAGACGACGAAGAAGAAGGUUCUUCACUUGGUCAUCGACUCUGGUGCAAUCAUCAAGGGCACUAACCUGGCCGUACUAGCCGAAAAUUUCUGGACAGUCCCUGAUGUGCUGGACGAGAUCCGCGAUAAGAAGUCGCGUGCCAUUCUGGAGCGACUCCCGUUCACUCUGCAGACUCGUGAGCCGUCAGCUGAGGCCAUGAAGGCUGUUGUCAACUUUUCGCGCAAGACUGGAGACUUUACGUACCUCUCGCUCACGGAUCUGCGUGUCAUGGCGCUGUCCUAUCAACUGGAGGUCGAGGCCAACGGUGCCGACCAUUUGCGCACCAGCCCUAAGCUCUCACAGACUGUCACGCGUGCAGCCAAUGGCAAGAUCGUCGGUGGUUCGCAGACCAACAUUCCGUGCAAAUAUUUCGGCACGGCUAUGGGUUGUAAGUACGGAGACGAGUGCAGAUUUACACACGACGAAGCGGCCGCUGCCAGUGCUGAGGAUGGCGCUGAGACUCCCAGAAAGAAGGUCGACAUUCCGUGUCGCUUCUUUAACACCCCCGAAGGCUGCAAGUACGGCGACGACUGCUCGUUCGUCCACGAAGAGAAGACGGAGAGUGAGGAACCCACCGAGGACGAGGAAGCUGAGGAACCGGUGGUCGAACAGGUGAUCAGCGAGGAGAUCCGUAACGCUGACGUCAAGUCGCGCAUUAUGGGAGGGUUCGCAGCGUCCAGCAACGCUGGUGCCGCUGAGGAUGACGGCAAGAACUGGAUCACUGGCGACAACUUCGCCAAGUUCACAGCUUCUCCAUUCGGAGACGGCAAAGGACUCGAGGAGAUCUCGUCUCGACUGCCUGUUGCGUGCAUCACGACGGAUUUCUCCAUGCAGAACGUGAUGCUGCAGAUUGGACUGCGUCUUCUGUCGACGGAAGGAAUGAUCAUCAAGCGCGUGAAGCAGUGGAUCUUGCGCUGCAUCGCUUGCUUCACGACAUCCACCGAGAUGGAUCGUAUGUUCUGUCCCAAGUGCGGUAACAGCACGAUGGAGCGCGUGUCGUACAGUCUCGACCGUGACGGCCACAUGACGUUCUACACGCGAGCGAAUCGCCCCACGAAGCUUUCAGGCACCAAGUUCUCCCUGCCCAAGCCCAAGGGCGGUCGAAAUGGAGACUUGCUGCUGCGUGAGGAUCAGCUUCUGGUCGGUAUCUGGGGCCAGCGUCAGCGUCAGCACAAGAAGGUCAUGCAGAGCGCGUUCGGCGAGAACGUAGCGCACGAUCUGGGCGUCAAGGCCGAGAAGCAGACAGGAAUUCAGGUGGGCUACGGCCGCAUGAACCCCAACGCACAGAAGGGUCGUGAACGUCGUGGCAAGAAGAAGAAACGCAACUAG
Molecule: messenger RNA, 1503 nt
Organism: Phytophthora infestans T30-4
Lineage: Eukaryota; Oomycota; Peronosporomycetes; Peronosporales; Peronosporaceae
Product: RNA-binding protein NOB1
Exons: 2
Coding region: 1-1503 (500 amino acids)
Biological process (GO): maturation of SSU-rRNA; ribosomal small subunit biogenesis
Cellular component (GO): preribosome, small subunit precursor
Molecular function (GO): RNA endonuclease activity; metal ion binding
Source: RefSeq, a predicted model, not a curated record